AUGCAUUCGAAUGGGAUACCAUUUCAAUGUUAGACAAUGCUGUUAUUACAAUCAAACAGGAGAAACUUCUUGCAAAUACUGUUGGGCCAGGGGGUCAACUAACUAAAGAGCCAAACCACGUACUCGUCGUCCCGUUGCAAGACCGCCCAGCACUCAAACUAGGUCUCGGUAGUCGUGAUGGCAAAGUGGCCCCUGAGUUCGUCUACGGCGUUCGAUACAAGCAGGAAAGGGGGUCUAUGAGUAUCAGAGCGAAGUCGCACGAUGUAGUUUUGAAGCCAUUCCAUCAUCAUUUACGUAUGAAAGCUUACUUACUAUCUACAGAUGACCAGAGAUUUGGUACUCCAGUUCAAGAACCGAAAUGACCAGGACCAGGUGCUGCGACUCUUUCACGAUCUUGCCAUACGUGUCGAAUCGUUGCGUGGAUUUACGCGUCAAGCGGCUUCUCAACAACCAUUCCGGUCAUCAUCAGUGACCGGUAGCUACCCAUCCUCGUCCACAAACCAUCCUUUCACUUCCGGAAGAAGUACUGCUCCUCUGUACCAGCACUACUCUGGGCGGUCGGGCUCGUCUCUGAAUAAUCACAUUGUCCCGGACGAGAGAAUUCCAUCAUCACGAGCCCGCAACGUAUAUGGAAAUGACCAUCAGCCCAUGAGUUCUAUAAGGCACCGCAAUGAGACUUCUCUUUCCUCUCUUCCAAUGGAAUCCUCUCAUACAUAUGAGAGAGCGCAUACUGCAUCUACAGACCACCAGGGUAUGGGAACACAUUUUACAUACUCUCAAAACAGGCACUAUGCACCAGUUCUCCAAUCAACACCUACCACCCACCAUAGGCGGCUCCAGAGCUUUUCCCCGCCAGUCGUCGACUUAGGUAGGGCUUUCAGUCCAGUCGCCGAGAGCCUUUUACUCGACAUGAUCGAUCAACCAAGAUCGAGGCCCAGCUCCGGUGCCGCAUUUCGAGACAUGCUCCCUCCUCGGCGUGAGCUGCCUUUCUUGUCAGGAAAACAGGCGGAGCCAACUGUUCAGAAACGAUCACAAGAACAGUCUGAGGUUUUAGACCAGGGAAGUGGUUCGAUGGAAUCGAGCCAGGGGAAGGAAGCCUCGCAACAACCCACACCACAGACCAUCUCUAGGCCUCGACUAUCAGGUGAACAAGCUGAAAAGCCAGUGCAGAAAAGGGUACUCACAGUCAAACGAAAGAAUUGCGACCUCAUCAGCAAGCCGGUCACAAAGAAACAAAAGUCUGAUUCAAGCAAAAAACCCGUGUCCACCUCACCGAUACAAUUGCCGACUAUUCCUUCUGUACCUUUUAGACGGAAGGCCAUAGUACGGCAAACGGACGCACCCACUAUUACCACGAUUAAUCAAAACCCCAGUCAUGCCGUUCAGAAGGUCAACGAACAACUCGGAAGUAAAGGCCUCGUCACUGCGUCUUCAUCCAAUACGACAUAUCCUACGGAGACCUUUCUGGCAAAGGGGUUUGAGGAUGAGGACGCCACUGAGGCACCCGCUGAAGACUCAAGCUUAACCUUGCCGAAAGAGGCGCCAGAAGCAGAGGGUGAAUUGGACUCGACUUUUGUUGUGGCAAGGCCAGAAAAGAUAUCGAUGAUAACGGAUGGCAGCAAUGUGCUUCCUAAGCUGACAUUUGAGAAGAUGGAUCAGGGCACACAAACUUUGCCAGUUCCAUCUGGUACUUCCGCAAAAGACGAAGAUAUAUUCGUAGCCAAAUUUCAACUUAUGUGGGAUAUCAGAAAUCUUCAACAAGCUUGCUUCCAGCGACUACUGACCGCUACUGGAACAUCACAACGCAUGGAGGACACCAAAGCCCUCGAGGAACUGGAGCAAAACAUCAUUUAUCUGUGCCAGACCGCCAUUGACCGGCAUGGCCUAGCUAUGUGCGAUAUGCCUUACGAGAAGCUCGUGAACGCCAUCACACGCCCGUGAUACUGAAAGCAGUGCGA
Colletotrichum navitas is the source of this 1958-nucleotide messenger RNA. RefSeq lists its product as uncharacterized. The record is from RefSeq and is a predicted model, not a curated record. The transcript has 2 exons. Bases 322 to 1941 code for a protein of 539 amino acids. Lineage: Eukaryota; Fungi; Ascomycota; Sordariomycetes; Glomerellales; Glomerellaceae.